UACAUAGAAGAGCACUCGAAAUAAAAUUUAUUGUUAUCUCCAAUAUAAAGUAAAUUAAUAUCGAUUGUACUGAUCCUUGAUUGUGUGCGCCAAUGAGCGCUGGAAAUUCAAGCUAUAACAGUGCGCUUUAACAGUUACCAAACAGGUUUCAACUGAACUUUUUCCAGUCGAAAAGUGUUUUUAUCGAGAAACAUGACGUUGUCAAUAAGGUAACGUUAACAUUAAUAAUAGAACAGUAAUACCAGAAAUUUGAGGUUGGGAUUCAUCGAUCAUGGCUUUAAUGGAGAAAGCAGCAUUGCCGGUGUAUUUUCUUAUUUUCCUCUCGUACCUGUACGCUAUAAAAGGCCAACGAGAUUUUGGUAACAUGAAAACGUCCGACUUUCACAUAAUCAAGGAAAUGAAAACCUUCUCCAAUUGUUACUUCACUGGAUGGACUUUCACGCUUCACAUGAUCUUCGUUAUUUUGGCGAUCUUGGAUGAAACCUCCAAAAUUUUGAAACUUCCCGUAGCCAUCCAAAAACGUUUAGGAAAGACGAGGGCUUUCAUCUUCAAUACCCUUCUGUUUCCCUCUUGUUUACUCGUUUCUACAUUUUUCUGGGGAAUUUGGCAUAUAGACAGAGAGCUGAUAUUUCCCAAGGCUGUGGACGAGUUUUUCCCUUCUUGGUUGAAUCAUAUGUUGCACACGUUCACUUUGAUACCGAUGGUGAUAGAAUUGUUGCUGCCAAAGAAGUAUAACUUCGUCCAAUUUCGACAAGCUGCACCAAUUCUCAUUAUAUACAGUCUAGUAUAUGGUGCCAUAUUAAUUUCACUGUAUUUACGACAUGGAGUAUGGAUUUACCCAGUUUUUAAAAUAUUUACAUGGCCCCAAAGAAUAUUUUUCUUAGCAUUAAUUAUGGCAGUGCAAGUUCUGUUCCUAAAAAUAGGUAUUAGCAUCCAAAACAGUAAGAGACCGAGUAAGACUGCCAAGAUCAAAUAAUUGAUUUUGAAGAACGUAAGUGAUAUGUUAGGUAGAACCGUUCAAAGAUACAGGAUUAACACCUGCAUACCUGUCCUUUUUUGGGCAGUUUACUUUAGUAAGUUCAUAUACAGAAUAUGUACAUAAAAACACUAUAGUUUUAAGGUAAGACUAAGAUUUGUUUUUUUGCUUUCACUUAUUGUGGUGUCAGACGUUUUGUAAUAGGCCUGUUUUUGUUACAAUAUAUGUUGAUUUUUA
Leptinotarsa decemlineata (Colorado potato beetle) is the source of this 1213-nucleotide messenger RNA. Its product is annotated as androgen-dependent TFPI-regulating protein. Gene Ontology annotation, cellular component: membrane; endomembrane system. Lineage: Eukaryota; Metazoa; Arthropoda; Insecta; Coleoptera; Chrysomelidae. The record is from RefSeq and is a predicted model, not a curated record.